UGAAGCAAAUGAACCAACAACAACACCGACAUGACGCAUGGUGGUGGUAGAUGUAAAAAAUUAUAAUACUUCAUACCGUAAAUGGGAAAAGUAAAUAACGAAACAAAGGGAGGCAUCGGAAAACAACUUCGUCUUUCCCAUACAGGCUUUUUCCAUUCCAGUGGUUUUGCGCUGUGAAUACGGGUAGUAGGGGCAACAUUUCGCAAUCUAUUUAGCAUGCAGUUGCAGUUGAGUGCGCGCACUAGACUGGAAGCUUUUUCCUCGUUUAACCUAAUAACAUGAAUAUUACAUAAUUUAUUGAAGCUUUUUAUUUUAACUUUAUAAGGCGUACAUUUCUAAGGUGUUUUGUGAAACCUUUACUCGCGCGCGACGUCUGCGCUACAUUCGAGUGAAACCAACGGGGAAUAACAUAAAACACGGAAUACAAUGACUAUGUCCGUCGCAGAGAGGAAUUCAGGGUCCGAGGGGAAGGAGGAGGAGAGUGAAGAUGAGAGUGAAAUCCUGGAAGAAAGCCCAUGCGGUCGCUGGCAAAAGCGAAAGGAGCAGAUCAGUCAAGGUAAUGUCCCCGGUGUUGAGAGCGCGUCGCUGGCCAUGGACACAGAGGAGGGAGUCGAAGUGGUGUGGAAUGAGGUGCUCUUCAAUGACAGGAAGGUCUUCAAGGCACAGGAGGAGAAGAUUAAAGAGAUGUUUGAGAACCUGAUGCAGGUUGAGCACCCAAAUAUAGUCAAGUUCCAUAAGUACUGGCUGGAUAUGAAAGAGAGUCGAGCUCGGGUAAUCUUUAUCACAGAGUACAUGUCCUCAGGCAGCCUCAAGCAGUUUCUCAAGAAAACCAAGAAAAACCAUAAGACCAUGAAUGUCAAGGCUUGGAAGCGAUGGUGUACACAAAUUCUCUCUGCCCUCAGUUACCUGCACUCCUGUGAACCGCCCAUUAUCCAUGGCAACCUGACCUGUGACACCAUCUUUAUCCAACACAACGGCCUCAUCAAGAUUGGCUCAGUAUGGCACCGGCUGUUUGUGAAUGUGUUUCCGGAGGCCAGUGUUCAUGGUAAAGUCCGCCCCAACCGAGACGAACAGAGGAACCUGCACUUCUUCUCUCCUGAAUACGGCUUGGCUGAGGAUGACUAUGCUAUUGACAUCUUCUCCUUUGGGAUCUGUGCUCUGGAGAUGGCUGUCCUGGAAAUACAGGCUAAUGGAGAUGCUGUUGUGUCCAAGGAGGCCAUCACCAACGCAGGCCAGUCUCUGGAGGAUCCUCUUAUGAGAGAGUUUACUCAGUCAUGUGUGCGUCAUGAGGCCAAGCAGCGUCCCACAGCCCACGACCUGCUGUUCCACCGUGUGCUGUUUGAGGUUCACUCCCUCAAGCUACUGGCUGCCCACUGCCUCAUCAGUAACCAGUACCUGCUGCCAGAGAACUGUGUGGAGGAGAAGACCAAGUCCUUUGACCCCAAUGGUCUCAUGGCAGAAAUCAAACAUGGCAACCGGCCUGGCGUCCAGCUCAAGUAUUCCCAUGUGUCUCCUUUGGAGCUGGACAAGUUCCUUGAGGACGUCAAGAAUGGGAUAUACCCCCUCAUGAACUUUGCGUCGUCGCGUCCCCACCCUGUACCCCGUGCCCUAUCCCUGUCCCACGAACAGGUGGAGACGGCGAAGUCCCCCACCCCUGAGCCCCAAGAGACAGAGAGCAGAAAGGUGAUUCAGAUGCACUGUAACUUGGAGUCAAAUGAAGAAGGGACCAAAACUCAUCUCUCUCUGUUUCUUAAGAUGGACGACAAGCUCCAUCGACAACUUAGCUGUGACAUCCUUCCAACUGACAGCUCCAAAGACCUUGCCAAUGAACUUGUUCACUACGCCUUCAUAAGUGAGGAGGACUGUGAGAAGCUGGCAGGAUUCCUUGAGGACGCGCUCACCAGACACAAGGGCAAAGCGCUGGCCUCUGGGACCACACAGUGAGAAGGGGCCGCUACGGAAGCUGGCCCACAGAGAGGGGCCUCGGGCAUUGACCACUCAAACAGAGCAAGACAGGGGCAAGAAGGCAGGAUCACUCAGCCAGGAUCAGAGGGGCUGGGUCCAGUGAGGGUUUGAAGGAUUGGGCCUGAUGAGUGGUGAUUGGGACUGGGCCUGAUGAUUGGUGGAUCAUCCCAAAGAGGGCUAGGAUAGGCCAGGACUGAGAGGGACAGAAAGCAUAUCCAGUUGGAUGACCCAGAGGCAUCAUGGCUGGUUAAAUUAAUUUGAAUUCAAUCACUUUUUGACAACACCCCUUUUGAUUUGAACAAAACCUUCCAUACAUAUUUGCCCAUUGUAGAAGUGCUCAGAAAG
Messenger RNA from Coregonus clupeaformis (lake whitefish), 2310 nucleotides. RefSeq names its product nuclear receptor-binding protein 2. The transcript is spliced from 17 exons. Gene Ontology annotation, cellular component: cytoplasm; endomembrane system. The record is from RefSeq and is a predicted model, not a curated record. The coding region runs from base 427 to 1944 and encodes 505 amino acids. Gene Ontology annotation, biological process: intracellular signal transduction; endoplasmic reticulum to Golgi vesicle-mediated transport; protein phosphorylation. NCBI's taxonomy places the organism in Eukaryota, Metazoa, Chordata, Actinopteri, Salmoniformes, Salmonidae. Gene Ontology annotation, molecular function: ATP binding; protein serine/threonine kinase activity.